Botrytis cinerea B05.10 is the source of this 2239-nucleotide messenger RNA. RefSeq lists its product as hypothetical. Bases 432 to 1958 code for a protein of 508 amino acids. Gene Ontology annotation, biological process: transmembrane transport. Lineage: Eukaryota; Fungi; Ascomycota; Leotiomycetes; Helotiales; Sclerotiniaceae. The transcript is spliced from 5 exons. Gene Ontology annotation, cellular component: membrane. Gene Ontology annotation, molecular function: transmembrane transporter activity. The record is from RefSeq and is a predicted model, not a curated record.
GAGUUCUCCAGUGAAAUAGCAAGAGAGGCAAUGUGACAGGCACUGAUAAGCAAGCAAUACUACCAAAGCAGGCAUAAUGACUGCAUAUACAGGUGUUAGAUGUUGAUGAUCAUGAUGCCUUCUGACCUGUCAUGCAUAAUUCACUUUUUACCCCCCAAUGAAAGUAUGCUAAUGAUUAGAAAGCAUUCUCUCUAUCUAGAUCGUAUUUCAUCACGCCUUCAUCAUUUCUGUAUGCUUUUGUCUGCGACAUCAAAGUUUAAAUUGGCUUCUCUUGUAUUUAAACAUUUAUCACAAGAUCUCAACUCUGUGGCACAUUUAGUACCUCACACCAGCAUUAGUGUAGGUGACACAACCACAGAUCCGAUAUCAGAAGAAGCCUUCGAGUCAGCUAUAUCAAAAAUACAACAAUAACCGACUCAAGCAACGAGACUAUGGCGUCCACUGUCAAGGCACAGCUGGAAUAUAUAGAAGAUGCUAAUAAGGAUGAUUCGACGACAUCAGCUGCGAGAAUAGAUCCCGGUCUUCGAGUUCUUGAACCGCCAGAAUGGAUCGCCGCCUUGUCUCCUGAAGAACGCGUCGAAAUUGAAUUCAAACUCAAAAGGAAAAUCGAUCUGAGAUUGUUGCCUAUGGUCAUUUUGAUGUAUAUCAUGAAUUAUCUAGAUAGGAACAAUAUUGCAGCAGCGCGGUUAGCGGGAAUGGAGGAAGAUUUGAAUUUAGUGGGAGAUCAAUAUCAGACUUGUGUGAGUAUCCUGUUCGUGGGAUACCUCCUAAUGCAGAUCCCCUCCAAUUUGUUCUUGAAUAAAAUAGGUAAACCAGCAAUGUAUCUUCCGGGAGCAAUGAUGAUUUGGGGUGUGAUAUCAGCUGCAACAGCUGGUACCCAGAACUUUGCUGGUCUGCUUGUGUGCAGAUUCUUCCUCGGUUUCGUAGAGGCUGCUUACUUUCCCGGUUGUCUUUACUACCUCUCAUGUUGGUAUACCCGCAAGGAGUUAGGUUUGCGCACUGCACUCCUUUAUUCUGGAUCCCUCAUUAGCGGAGCUUUCUCGGGUCUCAUCGCUGCAGGUAUCACAGGUGGUAUGGAUGGAGUCCAUGGCCUUCUAGCCUGGAGAUGGCUUUUCAUUAUCGAAGGAUCAGUCACCGUUGUUAUUGCUGCUUCUGCCUACUUUAUCCUUCCCAACUUUCCGCGCACCACUGCUUGGUUGACGGACCGGGAACGAGAAUUGGCUGUUUGGCGUUUGGAAGAGGAUGUGGGCAUGGACGAUUGGGUGGACAGCCAUCAGCAAACUUUCAAGCACGGCUUGAAACUCGCAUUCACAGAUAUCAAGACUUAUGUCCUAGUCUUAAUCUUGUUUGGUAUUGUUUCAGCUGCAUCCGUUACUAAUUUCUUCCCAACCGUCGUCGCAACCCUAAAAUACAACCGUAUUCAAUCUCUCCUUCUCACCGCUCCUCCUUACGUCCUCGCUCUCUUCACCUCCAUGUUCAACGCGUGGCACGCCGAUAAAACCGGCGAACGCUUCCUCCACGUUGUCAUUCCUCUCUGUUUCGCCUUUGUAGCAUUCAUCCUCGCCGCCACAACCACAACCCUUGCUCCCCGCUACCUCGCCAUGAUGCUUAUGGUUCCCGGCUGCUAUACCGGUUUCGUGGUCGCCCUCGCAUGGAUUUCCAACACGCUGCCACGUCCUCCUGCCAAAAGAGCAGUGGCCUUGGCCUUCAUUAAUGCGGUGAGUAAUGCGAGUAGUAUUUAUUCAAGUUAUAUGUAUCCCAGCAGUGCGGGCCCGAGAUACGUGGUCGCGAUGAGUGUUAAUUGCGGAAUGAUCUUUAUGGCGAUGUGUUCGGCGUUGGCGUUGAGGAUGAUGCUAGUGAAAUUGAAUAAGAAGCUGGAUAGGGGAGAGGCGGUAGAUGGAGCUGUCAAUGAGGGAACGGUAGCGGCGGGUCAGAGAGGAUUUAGGUACAAGGUAUGAGGUCAGACGCAGCAUGAACGAUACCCGCAAUAGACCCAACUUACCUCCUCUUGACCAUUUUAUUUCUUGUAACUUCGUUUAGAGAUCUACCUUUGCUAUUAGAUAUGAGGUAUGGGAUUGAGCGAUCAAGAUAGAUCUAUAGAACAGUAUAUGGUGAGAGGAAACCUCAGCUUUCAAAUACGAAUGUUGAGGAAGGAAUUAUAGACGAUAAUGUCUCAGGAUAGAUACCCUCGAUUCAUUCACAUAGAUGAGAUAGACAAAUAGACAUCAAUUCUUUAACA